Molecule: messenger RNA, 881 nt
Organism: Hippocampus zosterae (dwarf seahorse)
Lineage: Eukaryota; Metazoa; Chordata; Actinopteri; Syngnathiformes; Syngnathidae
Exons: 5
Coding region: 153-476 (107 amino acids)
Source: RefSeq, a predicted model, not a curated record
GUGUGUGUGUGUUGGAUGGUUACCUUCUCAGUCUUGUUUGUUUGACUCAACUCAUUCCUCUCUGCUUCUUCGUGAAAGAAACUCUUGUUCUCUUCCACAUUCAUUUGUGAGAUUCUCAGGUUGGAGUGGAGAUCAGCGCUCACUCUGCAGACAUGAAGUUUCUAAUACUGCUUGCUCUUUUGACUGGGGUUCUGGCGGCCCCGUUUUUGAAAGAAGAGGAAGCAAAUCGCUUCAUCCGUCUGAAAAGACAGUCAGGAUACUGGGACCCCCACAAUUCUCAGAAUCAGUGGGGUUUCACCAUCCAAGAGCAGGCUAACGAGUAUUGGACAGCCCUCCGAACAGAUGCCCAGUUCUACAUGGAUAUCGGCAGCCUGAUGUUUGACCGCUCUGUGGCAGAUGAGAACAACAGGCUGUACAUGGAGAUGUUGCGCAAUGCUCGAGCUCACUUGGACAGCCAGACGGGAGGACGCAAAUAGCGCACAAGAAGAAAAAAUGAUAUGAGGGUUGACAUGAUGAACAAACAUGAUUAUAUAGUCGCUAAUUCCACCCGAAUGUAUCAUGUUUGAGCUAUAAUAUAAAUCUGCUCUGUAGAUAUGUUUAAGAUGUGAAUGAGAGUUUUAAAAAAAUAGGCAAUUUACCGGUUAUCUAUUUUGUUUAUGGUAAUGAGAUACACCAUCCAGUAAUAUCAAAGGAAACAAAUCAUAUGAGCAAGAGAAGAUAUAGUAGAAGAGUAGUAGAAAAGCUGCUUGGAUUUGUUUUGAAACAUGCUGACUUAUCUUAGAAUGUUCUCAUUGCGUAGAAGUGGAAUCGUGUAUAUUUAGUGAAAUGGAUGAAGAAAACGGUUGCAGUUACAAUAAAUAUUAGGGAAAAGAAUAAGAAUA